Anastrepha ludens (Mexican fruit fly) is the source of this 2422-nucleotide messenger RNA. It is a transcript of the gene Gmppb, whose product is annotated as mannose-1-phosphate guanyltransferase beta. Gene Ontology annotation, biological process: cell wall mannoprotein biosynthetic process; GDP-mannose biosynthetic process. Lineage: Eukaryota; Metazoa; Arthropoda; Insecta; Diptera; Tephritidae. Gene Ontology annotation, cellular component: cytoplasm. The transcript has 3 exons. The record is from RefSeq and is a predicted model, not a curated record. Bases 561 to 1673 code for a protein of 370 amino acids. Gene Ontology annotation, molecular function: mannose-1-phosphate guanylyltransferase (GTP) activity; GTP binding.
AUUUCUAUCAGAGAACAUUGAUCUUAUAAAUCAACGUUCUCUGCUUUUAUUAAAACAAUUUAUAAAUUAAAUAACAAAAACAACUCAGUGGUAGAUUGAAGGUGGUAAAAUCAAAUUUAAAAUCUUGGGAUUAUAACUGCCUGGGGAAUGGUUACCAAACUUUAUCAUUUAAAAAAUAUAACUAAAAUAGUUGUCACAAAAUAAUUGCAUUUUUCGCUGACGUCGCCUGAUGGUAUGCCACUGCCUACGAAAACGAGGAACAAACAAAACAAAACAGUACAUUGAACAGUGAAGAGUUGCUUAAAAUAGGAAAGAACUAAUUUUCUUAUCAAUUCGUGGUGAAAUGAUAACAGCUAAGAUAAUUUAAAAGCACAAAGUACUUAUCCAUAAAGCAGCGAAAGGUAAUAUUCGUUGCCAGCGUCAUAGCAGUACUGUUGCACUCUUAGAAAAUAGGUAAAACAAAAUCAGAACUGACGUGUCAUAAAACGCAAAGGUGAAAUCUAAAGCAGUGCCUCAGCGAAACCAUUCAGAUUUGUUUUAAUAUAAAUAUUUAAAAGAAGAUGUGCGGCACAAAUACAACGAUCACAAAAGGUACUCGCGCUCUGAUACUUGUUGGGGGCUAUGGCACACGGUUACGCCCUUUGACACUGAGUACACCGAAACCUCUUGUUGAGUUCGCCAAUAAACCAAUUUUAUUGCAUCAAUUGGAAGCAUUAGUGAGUGCCGGAUGCUCCCAGGUAAUACUUGCAGUAUCGUACCGGGCAGAGCAAAUGGAACAAGAUCUUAAGCUGGAAGCGGAAAAAUUGGGCGUAAAUUUAAUAUUUUCACAUGAAACCGAGCCUCUUGGCACAGCCGGCCCGUUGGCAUUGGCCAAAGAUAUACUUUGUUCCAGCAAUGAACCCUUUUAUGUACUUAAUUCAGAUGUAAUUUGUGAUUUCCCAUUCAAGCAAUUAGAGCAGUUUCACAAAAACCAUGAGAAAGAGGGCACAAUUGUUGUCACGAAAGUCGAAGAGCCCUCCAAAUACGGUGUAGUGCUGUACGACGAACAGGGUCGCAUUGAAAAUUUUAUAGAAAAACCACAAGAAUUUGUCAGCAAUAAAAUAAACGCCGGUAUAUAUAUAUUUAAUCCAUCCGUCCUGGAACGCAUAGAAGUGAAACCCACGUCAAUUGAGAAGGAAGUGUUUCCUUUGAUGGCCAAUGAAGGUCAGUUGUUUGCUAUGGAAUUGCCCGGUUUCUGGAUGGACAUAGGACAACCAAAAGAUUUUCUAACAGGCAUGUGUCUUUAUCUAACAUCGUUGCGGCAGAAGCAAUCUUCGAAACUUUACACCGGCCCUGGUGUAGUCGGCAAUGUGCUAGUAGAUCCUUCAGCGAAGAUUGGCGAAGGUUGUCGCAUAGGUCCAAAUGUUACCAUCGGUCCGGAAGUGGUCAUUGAAGACGGCGUUUGCAUCAAACGUUCAACGAUUCUCAAAGGUGCUAUGGUUAAGUCGCAUUCGUGGCUGGAUUCUUGUAUAGUUGGUUGGCGUUCUGUGGUUGGCCGCUGGGUGCGUUUAGAAGGAAUUACAGUUCUCGGAGAAGAUGUAAUUGUGAAGGACGAAAUAUAUAUAAACGGUGGCCAGGUGCUGCCACAUAAAAAUAUAGCCGCCAGUGUGCCAGAACCACAGAUAAUAAUGUGAAUAAAAACUGUGGGCAAUCAAACGCAGAAAAUUGGGGGGAGUAUGCGCGUGCUGCAGGAAUACCAAUUAUCGCAAUAUGCUUCAAUUAUUCAUCCUUAUGAGGGGAUAAUACGUGUCAGACUAAGCUUUAUCCUUAAUUUAUCUCAGAACUAUUUCUUUUGUUUUUAUUUAAUAGUUAUAAAUACUCUUGUGAUAAAAUUGAAAAGUGGCUUUCCAAUUUAACCUUCGCGGAUAUAUGUUUCGAGAAAAUAGGUAUACAUAUAUGUAUACAAUACAUAUGUAUAUUUUUUUGAUUGGUGGUGUAUUAUUUUAUUUUCUAGCGAUUGCGUGAAUAUUGCAAAAUUUAUGAACAAAGUCACUUUUCAAUUUGUUCACAAAGUAUUGCUGUUCAACAUUUCCAAGUAGCCUUGCUAAACUUUUUAGUAAAUAUUUUUUAUAUUUAAUGUAUUUUUAAUUAUAAUUUUUUAUAUUUAAUGUGUGCCCAACAUUUAACAUUUAGUGUUUAUGUUGUGGCGAACAUAUAAGUGGACGCAUUGAUACGGAUACGUUCAUAAAAUCAGUUUUUUUUACACAUACGUAAUAUACUUAGAUAAAUUUUGAAUACGAAAUUGUAUUUGGCGCUAAUAAAACAUUUAAGAAUCGAAUUCAGUAUGCAAUAUUAGGGAAUACAAGUCUAUGCAGUGACGUAAUAAAUGAGAAAAUUUGGCUCUAUCGCAAAAUAAAACAAAAUUCAAUAUAAUAAACCAAAA